Molecule: messenger RNA, 1518 nt
Organism: Microstroma glucosiphilum
Lineage: Eukaryota; Fungi; Basidiomycota; Exobasidiomycetes; Microstromatales; Microstromataceae
Product: ARM repeat-containing protein
Exons: 3
Coding region: 74-1249 (391 amino acids)
Biological process (GO): peptidyl-hypusine biosynthetic process
Molecular function (GO): deoxyhypusine monooxygenase activity
Source: RefSeq, a predicted model, not a curated record
CAUCAACCUUCGGGUCCUCACUCAGCCCAGGCCUACCACCAUCAAAGAUCACCCCGUAUCAUUCGCAGCCAUCAUGACCAUCGACAUUGCAUCAUCUUCUGCAUCGACAUCGACUGCGGCUCCCACGCUAGCCUCCCUCGAGCAGACACUGUGCUCUCCCUCUCCUCCUACACCUCUCGAUGCCCAGUUCCGCGCCCUCUUCACCAUCAAGUCCCUCUCCACCUCUUCCUCUGACCCCGCCUCUCUCCCCGAAGGAAUCCGCAUCAUCGGUCAAGCCCUCAGCACCUCCGAUUCUGCCCUUCUCAAGCAUGAGCUCGCCUAUGUCCUUGGUCAGAUGCAGGACGCGAGAGCCAUUCCUACCUUGAAGCGGGUACUGGAGGAUACAGCCGAGCAUGCAAUGGUCAGGCACGAAGCUGCCGAAGCCAUGGGAGCUAUUGCCGAUCCAGUUGCUCUGCCCAUAUUGGAGCAUUACAGGAAUGAUGAGGACGUCAGUGUCAGGGAGACGUGCGAGCUGGCCAUUAGAAAGAUCGAGUACGAGGUCAAGAGGCCAAAGGCAGAUGGUGCCAAGAAGGAAAAGGCCGAAGAUAACCCCUUUGCGCCAAUCGACCCAGCCCCUGCCUUUCCAGUCUCCUCUUCCCAGCCAGGCGCUUCAGCAGCCUCUACCUCCUCCUCUGAGCUCCUUUCCUCCAUCCCAGUCUACCGAGACACCCUCCUGGACGCCUCGCAGACCCUCUUCGACCGCUACCGCGCCAUGUUCAGUCUGAGGAAUGCAGUGCAUGCCGCUCGGCGCGAGACGGAGAAGCAGUCCCUCACACCCCAGGAACGCUCCGAAGCCCAACUCAAGGGUCGUCAGGCGGUGCAAGCCCUAUGCGACUCCCUUCAGGACAAGUCGGCCUUGUUCAGGCAUGAGAUCUGCUUUGUGUUUGGUGAGCUGGCACACGCUUCAUGCGUUCCUUCCAUGCUCAAGGUACUUGGAGAUGAUAAAGAACAUGAGAUGGUGCGGCACGAGGCGGCAGAGGCGCUUGGUGCCGUGGUUGAGGAAGGAGAUGCAGCAGAGGCGGGAGCGGAUGAGGAGAGUCUGACGAGUCAGGUGAUGAAGGAGCUGAAGAGAUGGGCCGAGGAUCUGCAGGCUCCCAGGGUCGUAAGGGAAAGCUGUAUCGUAGCGCUGGACGAGAUGGCUUACAACAACGACCCUUCGCAAUUCCAGCCGAUGGACAACGCCCUCCCCGAGCAGGUAGCUGCUGCUUGAAUCCCCUACUUCUUCGCAGCUCCGGCUCCCACUCCCUCAUUUCGACUUGUAUAUUAAUUUCAGUCAAUUCGCCCCUCUCAAUGCCACUCGUUCAAGCAUUACACCCUUCCAGCCCAAAGCCUACGUGGUACGCAAUAUUAGAUGACAAUUGACGACGACGACGAGAAGGAAAGGUAUAAAGGAAAGCGGGAGAGGAACAGCAAGAAGUACACAAAUCCAUGUAUCAAUCAGGCCCACCAGAACACGAGCGCGAAUCAAACGCCACCUUC